This is a messenger RNA of Chiroxiphia lanceolata (lance-tailed manakin), 973 nucleotides long. RefSeq names its product transmembrane protein 14A (gene TMEM14A). The transcript is spliced from 5 exons. Bases 117 to 422 code for a protein of 101 amino acids. The record is from RefSeq and is a predicted model, not a curated record. Gene Ontology annotation, biological process: regulation of heme biosynthetic process. Gene Ontology annotation, cellular component: mitochondrial membrane. Lineage: Eukaryota; Metazoa; Chordata; Aves; Passeriformes; Pipridae.
AGGGACCGAGCCGGGGCUGGGCCAGCCAGACGGGACCGCGGCGCCACACGGUGCCCGCCGGGCGCGGGAGGCGGGGCUGGGGCAGGUCGGAGGGCGGCGGGACGAGACUUGGGACCAUGGCUAUUGACUGGAUUGGUUUUGCAUAUGCUUCGUUGCUUGCUUUUGGAGGUGUUGUAGGAUACACUCGUAAAGGUAGCAAAAUCUCUUUAGCUGCUGGCCUCACCUUUGGUUCUGUGGCUGGUUAUGGAGCUUACUGCAUAACAUGUGAUCCAAGAAAUGUGAAGAUAUCAUUGUUUUCAUCUUUUCUUUUGACCCUUAUAAUGGGAAUGAGGUUCAAGAGGUCCAAGAAAUUAAUGCCAGCCGGACUAGUAGCAGGCCUGAGUCUUUUGAUGAUUUUGAGGCUUGUUUUUAUGCUGCUGUAGCAGAAUUUAGCAACUCAAGACAUGAGUAUGACUGCUGUGCCCACCGAACAAACAGACAUGCUCUCCAUAUUUUAAACCAAGUCUGAACACAAAUCUUACAUUGCAUUUAUAUUUUCUGUGAAAGAUCUGUACCUGUUAUUUGAUUGACACGGGAUGAUAUUUUGCAAGCUUUUUUUAAAAACUAAAACAAAUGUUUCGUUGAUAUAUUUUGAUCUACUUCCAUUUAAGCAGUCUGUUAACUCAAGGAAUCUUUCUCUGUACGUUUGAUCUCUUUUCAGGGUGCUGAGCACCCCAGGAAAUUGAAUUAGUCUUGCACUGUAUCUCUGAGAGAAGAAUAUAUAUAAAUACAUCUUUAUGCUAAAAAGGUAUCUUGUAUUGAAGCAUAAUUUUGUAGUUUGUCUAUUAAAUAAUCAGUUCUAAAUCAAUAAAGUCUCAGGCCUGUACUGUGUUGCACUAAAAAACCCUAACCCUUCCUUUCAAACACAUGUUCUUAUUCCACUGAGUCCAAAUCUAAAACCUAUUAUCAGUGUUCAAAUAAAAUGUAAAAUGUU